This is a messenger RNA of Ramularia collo-cygni, 1659 nucleotides long. RefSeq lists its product as uncharacterized. The transcript has a single exon. NCBI's taxonomy places the organism in Eukaryota, Fungi, Ascomycota, Dothideomycetes, Mycosphaerellales, Mycosphaerellaceae. The record is from RefSeq and is a predicted model, not a curated record. Bases 1 to 1659 code for a protein of 552 amino acids.
AUGGAGAGUUUGAUGUGGAGGCCCACGGCCGCCGAGCUGGCAGCGGCAACGGCAAUGGCCCGGCGCCCACAAAACAGACCGUCUCAGCACUUACACGUAGCGAAGCAGAGACAUGCCGAUGCGAUGAAAGCGAUCGUUUUGGGCUCACCAGACUUGCCUCGCGGCUUGACUUUCUCCCAACAGCGCGAAGUUGCUCUUCGCGACUUCAUCCGCCGCAACCAAGAUCUGGCGGCCACUGCUGACACCAUCAGCCCCGCGAACCUCGAGGCGGUGGUUUCACAGAUGUCAGAAGUUUCGCCGCGCACGAAGCCCGCUCGCCUUCGUCGUACCUAUCCGCCCCCUCGACCAGCUCCAUCCAUCGGUUGGACGCCAGACCUAAUGCCCACCAUCAAUCGUGCCGCAUCACGAGCUGAUGAUGGGCUCAGGUUCGUGUUCGACGGUUCGAUGUACGCGGGAGCGAGUGCGCAGCGACCUCUGGUGAUCGACGACCACGACGACCACGAUGCAGUCCCGCGCUCGAAUGUCCCGCAGGCCCACGUCGCUCACUGGAAUAUGCCGCAAAUGAACAUCCCCCAAAUCAUCACCCCACAAUCGAACAUGCCGCAGUCGAACAUGCCGCAGUCGAACAUCCUGCAGUCGAACAUCCCGCAUUCAAACGGUAUGCCCUUCGCACAACAGCGAUACCCACUGCGCAGCAAGGGAGCUGUUCAGACUCAGUCACUCGCGUUUCCCGAGCCUGCGCCCAUUGAAGCAUCCGCACUGUUUACCCCGACUCAGACCGUCACGGCACAGAUUGAAACCCAUGGACUCGAGCCUGUUUCCGACUUCGGACGCAUCGAAGCCCCCGCUCUAUCCACUACGGUACACACUGUCACAGUUCAAGAGCCGGAUCUCCAACUCAAGCCUACUACUCGCUCGGGCACGUGCGUAGAGCAGGCAAUCGACCUCGACGCAGAAGGCGUUGAUCACCCGCAGCUCAACCAGACAAUGCACUACUCUGGGUCAGCAGCGCCACUGCAGAACUCAAUGCUUGCUGCAGCUGCACCAACCAAUAUGAGCGUCAACGCGCCAUGGAAGUAUCCGAGGUUGCAUUUUCCCUGCGCAACCAUGCCGGCGCGGUCCGCGAUAGCUCCAGCUGCGCCGACCAAACCACUUACCAAGAAGGAGAAGAGGGCAGCAAAAGCUGCUGCCAAUACUUCCGAGAAACAGCGGGUCCAGAAAGCAAAGCAGCAGGCUAAGCAGAAGCAAAUGGAGCUGCCAUCGAGGUCCGCGAGCACCCGGAAAGAUCGCAUUGACACUCAGGUUUCGCAAGUCCGUCAACGCUUCUUCGCUCGCGCUAAGAACGAGAUGCACCAGGGCAGCCGUUCGUACCCGGUUGUCAUCGAAGCGCUACAAGGAGCGAUCACAGACCUCCAGAUGGAAGAGCUGCUCUAUCAAACAGCCCAGCGCGCGCCGCAGGCAUCACCAGCGCCACCAACGGUAGCUGUCCCGGCUUUCGCUGAAGCGUCAGCCUCACGGAGGUUCUGGGGGAUGCCAGUCGGGUUCGUCGCCAAGGGGAUGGCUGCUCUCAGGCAGCAUCUCGAUCAUGCUGAUGCUGCCAAUGCUGCUGCCCCGGAGUCGAAUGCUGGUCGUCCAGGAGGUGGUGGUGGCAUGCAUUGA